Naegleria gruberi is the source of this 1717-nucleotide messenger RNA. RefSeq lists its product as uncharacterized. NCBI's taxonomy places the organism in Eukaryota, Heterolobosea, Eutetramitea, Acrasida, Naegleriidae. The record is from RefSeq and is a predicted model, not a curated record. The coding region runs from base 402 to 1565 and encodes 387 amino acids. The transcript has a single exon.
ACAAAAACCCUCACAACAACAGAAACCACGUACCAUGUUAUUACAUUCUCAAUUGUUUGUUGGUUCAUUAAAGCGCGGCCGAUUUUUUGAAUCGUCAUCAUCAUCUCUAUUCAGCAUAAGAGAAGAUUAUUUGCAUAUCUACUAUAGUAAAUAUUGCAGAGAGUGUGUUUGUUUCGAGUCAUCCUUUGAAGGGUUGUUUGAUUGUCCGAAUAUAUCAAUCUAUCUCUCUCUUGAAUUUGUGAGAAGCAAAAGUUAACCUUUUUCAAAUUCUCUAAAACACACAAACAAUAACAAAAUACAUUGACAACAACUAGUUGCUAGCUGUUUGAUAUAUAUUUAACUACUACCACUGCUUCUAACUUAUCUGAAAGGUUUCAAUAAUAUUUAUAACUGUUGAAAGUAUGGGAAAUUGCCUGAGUCAACAACGUUCUAAUGAAGAACCUUUGGAAAAGAAGAGCCAUUUACCGAGAUUAUCCAUAGAUUCACAGUCAAUUGAUGGAUCUUCCAUAUCAGCUCCAAAUCCAUAUCAUAAUGCCAGUCUUGCAAAGAGGAUUUUAGGUACUAAACUCAUGACCAAAUUGCAGUCAUCACGAAAGAGCAGCAUUGCCAAACAAAACAGUACCCAAUUUUCGUCCAAUUCUUCACUGUUGGAAAGUGCACUCGAUUCACCAGGUUCACAAACAAAUAUCAUCAAUAGAAGUGGAAGAGCUACGAGUGCUGCUGUUAGACCUGCCAAUGCUGGACAAUAUCAUUUAUCUGAUGUCUUGUUUGAUCCAGUUGGUUUUGAAUUCUUAUACAAAUUCUCUAAAAAGGAGUAUAGCCAUGAAAAUUUAGAUUUGUUAAAAGUCUUGCUGACCAUCAAUUGUGAUGAUAUGCAAGCCAAGACAAAUUCUGUUUCACACCUUCUGUUAAAGAAGAAACCAGACGAAAGAAACAUGACAGAAACAGAGAAAUUCAUUACUGAUAUGGAACGAGUGGAAGAGGAAUACCUAAGUUCUGGGUCAGAUUAUGAGAUGAAUAUUGGUUUUUGUACCUUUGCUGUCUUGUCCAAGAGAAGGAAAGGAGGUAUCGAGGAAUUUGCCUACACAACAACACCAAGACUUGAAGGAAUGAACCAAGAUACAGCAACAACAAUUACCACAAUAACAGAUCUCACCGAAAAGUCAACUGCAACAAUUGACUCUUCAACAACCUCUUCAACAAUUGACUCUUCAACAGCUCCAUCGACCAUAGCUGCAGAAUCAACAAGUGAACAAAUUACAAUAGAGGAAGAAACAUUGAGUCAAACACCAUCAACAACAGAAACAACAGCAACAAAUUCAAAUGUUGAAUCAACCAAUGCUGCCAUUAUUCCUACUAACAAGGUAGAAAUGCCAAAGAUAUCACUCGAAGCAGCAACACUUAACUAUUACAAGGCACUUCACAAAUCAAUGCUUGAUGAUUGUAUGGGUAAUUUGCAUGAUGUCUUUGUGAGGUUUAUGGAUUCGAGAGAAUUUGAUCAAUUCCUUGAAAGCCACCUUCAAAGCUCCAUAUCUAAUCCAUCACUCCUCCUACAUAACAAAUAAUAACUUGUCUGUUUGUACAGGGUACGACGAUCCACACAUACAAAUCGUCCAAUACCAAUCCAUGAUUGGUUGUGAUGAAUAUCUAAUGUUUAUCACACAAUUUUGAAAUUAUUCCGAAAGAGCAAUCCUAAAUAAACCUAAUUCAUAAUUAA